Impatiens glandulifera is the source of this 1848-nucleotide messenger RNA. RefSeq names its product F-box/kelch-repeat protein At3g06240-like. The transcript is spliced from 2 exons. Bases 340 to 1659 code for a protein of 439 amino acids. Lineage: Eukaryota; Viridiplantae; Streptophyta; Magnoliopsida; Ericales; Balsaminaceae. Gene Ontology annotation, molecular function: protein binding. The record is from RefSeq and is a predicted model, not a curated record.
AAUGGAAGAAUGAAUGGGAAAAGUGGGUAUAUUGGACCGGAAAUCGCGCGUUAUCCGGUUGCGGUUCGGGACUGAUUGCAAACGCUCAGCGAUCGAGGCCAACCACGAAAUCAUAAAGGCGAAAGAAGCGGCAGGUGAGUGUUUCUGUCUGUCUAUCUAUCUAUCUAUCUGAUAUAAAAGGCGAUUAUUAGAUGAAAGCUAGAAAACCCUACCUAGCCGCCGAAAGCGAAGGCGAAGAAUCCACUUGAAACAUUCGAUUGAGGCUCUGUUUUCGUCCACAACGAUGCCAUAGUCAAGCUUUAGCAGAAUCAUCUGGUGGUCCAAUUAAAGACCUGAUAAAUGGAUACAAACGAUCUGAAAAAAGUUUGUGUAGUUCAUAAUAGGAUGGGAAAGGUCAAAACUGAAAUGGGUGAGAUUUCUUUUAUUCCUGAAGAUUUGUUAUUGAAUAUUCUGAUCAGGUUACCAAUCAAAUAUGUUCUUCGAUUCAGACUAGUCUGUAAAGAUUGGAACUUUCUGUUAAGAAGUCAUAAAUUUAUAUCUCUUCAUUAUAACCAUUCUUUAGAGAAGAAACAUGAAAAAGAUGGUGGGUCUUCCUCAUCUUUUAUUCUCCUUCGAUCUGUUUACAAUGAAUUUGUCAAUGAUGGUGAUCCCUCCCGACCAUUGAGUCGAAGUAUCUUAUUGACAUCCUUCAUACUAACGAAAACAAGCAGUACCUCACUAGAAGUUACAAUCCAAGAAGAAGAAGACAUUACCAGAAUGUCAUUAAUUACAUCUAAUGGAGGAGUCCCAACAGAUUCAGAUAAGGAUUAUAUGCAACUCUUUUGCCCAUUUGACGGUUUGAUAUGUAUGGCAAAUGGGUUUAAUUUUGUUUUUUACAAUCCAGCCACCAAAGAAAUGCAAAUGUUACCUUCCCCUUACCCUUCCCGAUUGUCAUACUCUCAACUUGUUUCUCUUGAACUUCAACCUUGUUAUUUGGGUGUUUGGUUCGAAUCCGACAUGAAACAAUACAAGGUCUUUAGAAUUGUUUACUGUGAGGAGUUCUGCAAUAUUGAGGUAUACAAUUCUACUGUCAAUAACUGGAGAGCAAUCAAAACCAUACAUGGUAGGGUAUGUCCUUUGUCAUGCUUGUUAUUCAAUGGAGUUUUUCACUUUUGUAUGGAGAUGAUGGAUGAGGAUGAUUAUCUUGUGAUUGUUACAUUAGAUGCAAAAUCGGAAAUGGUAGGACAAUUUGAAUUGCCAUCAUUUAUAGUUGGUAUGCAUAUAUCUCCGUCAUACAUGUUGCCCUUUCGUGGAAAACUUGCCUAUUUGGAACCAAAUAUUUUGACAAGUGAUGAUUUUGAUGUUCAGUCUAUUUAUUGUGAUAUAUGGGUGAUGACUGAAUAUGGGAUAGAGCAGUCUUGGACAAAGCAAUGCUCGAUUCUUCUUGAUGUUAUAGAUUAUGAUGAUUAUGAGUCUUAUGAACAUUUAUUUUGCCCGUUAGCAUUUUGGAAAUUCAUGGAUGAGGAGGAGAAUGAGUUGUUGAUGAGAACGUAUUAUGGGAAUAUCGUAACUUGCAAUCUCGAUACACACAAGAUCAUUGAUUUGAAUUUGGGUUGUGUUUAUCAUAGUUCGACGAAGAUUGUGCCGAAUAAUAUGGAGACUUUUUUCUCUCUAAAAUGAUUUAUGAAAAUAUGCAUAUUCCAUGCAAACAUCCUCAAAACUGUUUUUGUUACUAUUUAGUUUCACAUCUUUUGGCCUAUUUUGCAAUGCAACUUUUUUUACUUUUUUUUAUGCCUAGACUAUGAUAUUAAGCAUGAGGACAUCUUAUCUAUUAAUAUCAUUUACAUUAUUCAUGAUCUUCUUUUUACA